CGUCCGCCCAGCUUCCCCCUUCCUCCCGGUACUUGUACCGGUUUUCCAUUUCCUUUUCUUUCCUUUAACACCCUCCCCCGCCUUACGACUGCGAUGGCUAAGGCUGCGAAGGGCGACGCGAAGCCUGCGAAGGUCAGCAAGGGCGACAAGGCCGCGAAGGUAGACAAGAAGGCGAAGAAGGAGACCAAGGCUGUCCCUACGGCCGCGGAGAUCAUGGCCAAGAAGGUCGUUGAGAAGCCUGUGAAGGCUGACAAGAAGGCCGCGGCGGCGAAGGAGGCGAAGUCAAAAACUUCCACCCCGAAGAAGGCUGCUAACGGCAAGGCUAAGGCCGCCGAGUCGUCCGACGACAGUAGCGAGAGUGACUCCGAGGAGGAGGCGCCGAAGCCGGCUACCAACGGCAAGAAGGCCGCUGCUGCCGAGUCCUCCUCAUCCGACUCCUCUGACUCCGAGAGCGAGGACGAAAAGCCGAAGGCCGCGCAGGUCAAGGCAACCCCCUCAAAAGCGGCCGCGAAGGCUGCGUCGUCGGACGACUCCGAUGACAGCGACAGCGACGACUCUGACGCGGAGAAGAAGACGCCGGCCAAGGCCGCUGUAGCCAAGAAGGCCGCGGCUGCGGACUCGGACUCCAGCGAUGACUCUGACGACUCUGAUGACGAGAAGCCUGCCGUCAAGGCCACACCCGCGAAGGGCACGCCGGCGAAGGCUGCCGCUAAGGCUGCUGAGUCGAGUGACGACAGCUCGGACGAGGACAGCGAUGAGGAGGAGGCACCUAAGAAGGCGGCGGCGAAGCCGGAGACGUCGUCUGACGACUCGGACUCAGACUCUGACGAGGAGGAGAAGCCGGCGGCGAAGAAGGCUGCUGCUGAGUCCUCGGACGACUCGUCUGACAGCGACGACUCUGACUCUGACGCUGAGAUGGAGGACGGCACGAAGGCUGCCGCGCAGACCAAUGGCAAGCGCAAGGCGACCGACGACGCCCCCGCAGCGUCCAAAAAGGCCAAGCUCGCCAACGGUGACGCCAAGGCUACCGGUGACGAGGAGGAGGAGUACACCUCCGUCUUCGUUGGCGGCCUCCCCUUCGAUGUCGACAACGACCGUCUCCAGCAGGAGUUCGCGAAGUUCGGCGACAUCGAGUCCGCGAUCGUCAUGAUGGACCGCCAGACCGGCAACUCGCGCGGCUUCGGGUACGUGCACUUCGCCACGCACGAGCAGGCGAAGAAGGCGAAGGAGGAGAUGGACGGGUACGAGCUCGAUGGCCGGAAUAUCCGCACGGGCACGGCGACGAAGCCGCAGCCGAAGGGCGCGCACGACCCGUCGUCGCGCGCGCGCCAGUUCGGCGACAAGCCCAGCGAGCCGAGCAGCACGCUGUUCGUGGGCAACCUGUCGUGGUCAGCGACGGAGGACGCGGUGUGGGGCUUGUUCAACGAGUAUGGUGUCAAGAACGUCCGUCUGCCAACGGAGUUCGAGACGGGCCGCCCGAAGGGCUUUGGGUAUGUCGAGUUCGAGGACAUCGAGGGUGCCAAGAAGGCGUACGAGGCCCUCGCGGGAGCUGAGUUGGAUGGGCGCAACAUCCGCCUCGACUACUCGCAGCCGCGCGACAGCAACGGCGGUGGUCGUGGUGGUGGGCGCGGUGGCUUUGGCGGUCGGGGCGGUGACCGCGGCGGCCGUGGUGGCGGUCGUGGCUUUGGUGGUGGUCGUGGCGGAGGCUUCGGUGACCGUGGUGGCCGUGGCGGUGGUCGCGGACGUGGUGGUGACCGCGGGUACGGUGAUCGCGGCCGUGGCGGCCGCGGUGGUGGACGUGGCGCACCCCGGGGCAGCGCCCGCUCGGGUGCCGCUGCUGCGUUCGAGGGGAAAAAGAUGACCUUCUGAGUGUCUUGUACUGGAUAAUUGGGUUCACGGUCUAUCAUCUAUCAUGCUUGUUUGUAUGUCCAUGCCAUGCCAUUAUGUGCUUGCUUGCCUUC
Molecule: messenger RNA, 1961 nt
Organism: Schizophyllum commune H4-8
Lineage: Eukaryota; Fungi; Basidiomycota; Agaricomycetes; Agaricales; Schizophyllaceae
Product: RNA-binding domain-containing protein
Exons: 5
Coding region: 94-1869 (591 amino acids)
Biological process (GO): positive regulation of mRNA splicing, via spliceosome
Cellular component (GO): spliceosomal complex
Molecular function (GO): RNA binding
Source: RefSeq, a predicted model, not a curated record